Molecule: messenger RNA, 324 nt
Organism: Peronospora farinosa
Lineage: Eukaryota; Oomycota; Peronosporomycetes; Peronosporales; Peronosporaceae
Source: the annotation of a GenBank genome assembly
AUGGGCGAAGAACUUCCUGUGGAUGACUGUGUAGCGUGUUCAGAUGGAGGUUAUCAGGAAUAUUGUCUUACAGUGAUGCACUUUGCACUGGACAAAGAGGUCAAACUGGUUGUGAAGAAGACUGGAGGGAAUCUCUGUCAAUUAAACAGUGACACAGUUCAAUUCUACCCUUCGAUGCUGUUGACUGAUGACAAGGCUGUCGAAGCUAUUGAGACGUACUUCCCUAGUAUCGCAGAACGUGUCAACCAUGAUACGACCUUGAUGCAGGAAUGCACGGUUUGUUUUGGUGAAAUGGAGAUCACUGGGCUCGCUUUUCCUUCGUAA